GGCGAGCGAGGCCAUUUAUCACCUCGACCCUGUACUUACGUGGCUUGGCACCACCGGCUGAUCCGCGCAGAACGAAGUAAACGCUGCCUCUCCAAUCGCCGUCCCCCGCUGCAGUUGCUCUUCCUUCCUCCUCCCUCCGUCCAGCUCCUCCCUCCCUCCCUCUCUCUCUCUCUCUCUCGUGUCUUCUCCCUCCAAUAAUUCCCUUCUCCUCCCGUCCUGUCAUAAGCCCACACACCCGCAAAAAUCAGAGCAGGGGGGGACCUCCAUGCCUGGAGCCGGUCUAGAUCUCCGGCGAGCCGGUCGCACGGGGUAGCCGAUCCGGCUCCGAUCUGAUGGGCGGCGAGGUGCCGGAGCCGCUGAGCCGCGCGCUCAGCUCCGGCUGCGGCGGCGUCCCCGAGGAGGCGCUGCACCUCGUGUUCGGCUACGUCGACGACCCGCGCGACCGGGAGGCGGCCUCGCUGGUGUGCCGCCGCUGGCACCGCAUCGACGCGCUCACGCGCAAGCACGUCACCGUCGGCUUCUGCUACGCCGCCGAGCCGGCCCGCCUCCGCGCCCGGUUCUCGCGGCUCGAGUCGCUCGCGCUCAAGGGGAGGCCCCGCGCCUCCAUGUACGGGCUCAUCCCCGACGACUGGGGCGCCUACGCCGCACCCUGGGUCGCCGAGCUCGCCGCACCACUCGAGUGCCUCAAGGCGGUCCACCUGCGCCGUAUGACCGUCACGGAUGACGACAUCGCGGUGCUCGUCCGCGCGCGCGGUCGCAUGCUGCAGGAGCUCAAGCUCGACAAGUGCUGCGACUUCUCCACCGACGCGCUCCGCCUCGUCGCCCGCUCCUGCAGAUCUCUGAGAACUUUAUUCCUGGAAGAAUGCAAAAUUACUGAUAACGGCAGUGAAUGGCUCCAUGAACUUGCUAUCAACAAUUCUGUUCUGGUGACACUGAAUUUCUACAUGACUGAACUCAAAGUGGAGCCAGCUGAUCUGGAGCUUCUUGCAAAGAACUGCAAAUCGUUGAUUUCUUUGAAGAUGAGUGACUGUGAUCUUUCAGAUCUGAUUGGUUUUUUCCACACCUCCAAGGGAUUACAAGAAUUCGCUGGAGGAGCAUUUUCUGAAGUUGGAGAAUACACCAAGACCAAGUAUGGAAAGGUUAAAUUCCCACCCAGACUAUGCUUCUUGGGGCUUACCUACAUGGGUACAAAUGAGAUGCCUGUUAUCUUUCCUUUCUCUGCAACACUUAAGAAACUGGACUUGCAGUACACUUUUCUCACCACUGAAGAUCAUUGCCAGCUUAUUUCUAAAUGCCCCAACCUACUGGUUCUUGAGGUGCGGAAUGUGAUCGGAGACAGAGGACUAGAAGUUGUUGCUGGUACAUGCAAGAAGCUACGAAGACUCCGAAUUGAGCGGGGGGAUGAUGAUCCAGGUCAAGAAGAGCAGGGAGGAGUCUCUCAGUUAGGCUUGACAGCCGUGGCUGUUGGUUGCCGUGAACUGGAGUACAUAGCUGCCUAUGUAUCUGAUAUCACCAACGGAGCGCUGGAAUCUAUUGGGACUUUCUGCAAAAAUCUUUAUGACUUCCGGCUUGUUCUACUUGACAGAGAAAAGGAAAUAACAGAUCUGCCGCUUGACAAUGGUGUCCGUGCUCUAUUGAGGAAUUGCACCAAGCUUCGGAGGUUUGCUUUCUACCUGAGACCGGGAGGGCUCUCGGAUGUAGGCCUUGGCUACAUUGGACAAUACAGUGGAAACAUCCAAUACAUGCUACUUGGCAACGUUGGUGAAUCUGACCAUGGAUUGAUCCAUUUUGCAAUUGGAUGCACAAACCUGCGGAAGCUCGAACUAAGGAGCUGCUGCUUCAGCGAGCGAGCUCUGGCCCUCGCCGUGCUCCGUAUGCCUUCACUGAGGUACAUAUGGGUUCAGGGAUACAGAGCCUCUCAAACAGGCCGGGACCUCCUGCUCAUGGCCAGGCCCUUCUGGAACAUCGAAUUUGUGCCUCCCAGUCCCGAGAGCACGUAUCAGAUGACGGCAGAUGGACAGCCUUGUGUGGAUAGCCACGCUCAGGUUCUUGGAUACUACUCCCUUGCUGGAAGGAGGCCGGACUGCCCUCAGUGGCUGGUUACAUUGCACCCUACGUGACUGUAAAUACUUCAAGCUGUGACCGUGUGUACCUUGUCGCCCCUUAUCCCUGGGCAAUAAGCAUGUGCUGAUGCGGUUAUUAUACCGACCUAGAUUGUUAGCUGCCUUCGUACCGUAAUAAACUAGUACUGUAGCUGAGGAGGUGUAGUGCAAUAAGUUGCUGUUGUCGCUUGUAUUGUAGUAGUGCUGCUAUCUAAUCCUAGGAAGGUGUAUACUAAAGUGCUCUGUGACAGUUGUCUCUGCUUUCUUCCCUGGAAUUGUACUCACGAUUGUAAAUAUCUGAAGUCCUGGUUUUGCCUGUGGUACAUACGCUGAAUUUGUCGA
Messenger RNA from Phragmites australis (common reed), 2444 nucleotides. RefSeq names its product coronatine-insensitive protein homolog 1a-like. NCBI's taxonomy places the organism in Eukaryota, Viridiplantae, Streptophyta, Magnoliopsida, Poales, Poaceae. Gene Ontology annotation, cellular component: SCF ubiquitin ligase complex. Gene Ontology annotation, molecular function: protein binding. Bases 333 to 2120 code for a protein of 595 amino acids. The record is from RefSeq and is a predicted model, not a curated record. The transcript has 3 exons. Gene Ontology annotation, biological process: SCF-dependent proteasomal ubiquitin-dependent protein catabolic process.